Molecule: messenger RNA, 2229 nt
Organism: Impatiens glandulifera
Lineage: Eukaryota; Viridiplantae; Streptophyta; Magnoliopsida; Ericales; Balsaminaceae
Product: conserved oligomeric Golgi complex subunit 6-like
Exons: 11
Coding region: 138-2213 (691 amino acids)
Biological process (GO): intra-Golgi vesicle-mediated transport
Cellular component (GO): COG complex
Source: RefSeq, a predicted model, not a curated record
CAGUAUAAGAGAAUGAGAGGAACAGAAACUGGCCAUGAUCAUAACCUAUAACCUAUAACCUGAGAACUGAGAAUUUGUUCAUAUCAAUGCUUGCUAAAAUCUCACAUAACCUAUAACCUGAGAACGGAGGUACAACAAUGGCGACCGCCACCGCUCUGGCGCCGGGGCUCUCGAGGAAGCUGAAGAAGGUUCUGGAAACGAGGACGGACAGUCCAGAUCUUCUCUCGUCUCUUAACACUCUUUCCGCAUUUUACACUGAAAACUCUUCCAAUGAUCGCCGAAACCUCCGAUCCACCAUUGAGAAACGUGCUCUCUUCAUCAAUCAAGAGUUUCUUCAAGCUUCGGAUGCCGCUCAACAGGCCUUGGAUAGUGUGGAAGCGGAGGUUAAUGCUCUGGCUGAGUGCUGUGAUAAGAUAGCUAAGACUUUGAAUAGCUGUAGCUCUAGAACUGGAGAUAUAAUCAGUACCACAGAACGGCUUAAACAUGAACUUGAAAUCACAACACAGAGACAAGAGAUUGUUUCAUGUUUCCUUAGUGAUUAUCAGCUUUCUAUUGAAGAGAUAAAUGCAUUGAGGGAGGAUGAUCUUUGUGACAACUUUUUUAACGCAUUAUCUCAUGUUCAAGAAAUUCAUGCCAACUGCAAAGUUUUGCUUCGUACUCAUCAUCAGCGGGCAGGUCUGGAACUAAUGGAUAUGAUGUCUGUCUACCAAGAAGGGGCAUAUGAACGGUUGUGCAGGUGGGUGCAGGCGGAGUGUAGGAGACUGGGUGAUACCGAUAAUCCUGAAGUUGGUGAGCUUCUAAGAACAGCAGUCAGAUGCCUUAAAGAACGACCUGUCCUCCUCAAGUAUUGUGCUGAAGAGGUUGCAAACAUGAGGCAUAAUGCACUAUUUAGGAGGUUUAUAAGUGCUCUCACUCGUGGAGGACCGGGUGGAAUGCCUAGACCUAUCGAAGUACAUGCUCACGAUCCCUUGAGAUAUGUGGGUGACAUGUUGGGGUGGCUGCAUCAGGCCUUAGCAUCAGAAAGAGAACUUGUUCUUGCAUUACUGGAUCCAGACGCAAUUUCUGAUAUUGGACCAACUGCCAGGAAAUUUGCCAAAGGGGGGUUGGAGGGUGAUUUGGGAAAAACAGAACUUGACUUGACGUUUGUUCUUGACAGAAUAUUUGAAGGAAUCUGCCGGCCAUUUAAAGUGAGAGUUGAACAAGUUCUUCAGUCACAACCAAGUAUAAUUAUAUCAUAUAAACUCAGCAACACGCUGGAGUUUUACAGCUUUACUAUCUCAGAUUUGCUUGGAAGAGAUACUGCUUUAUGUAAUUCACUCUGGGCACUUAAAGAUGCUUCUCAGAAAACAUUCUUUGAGAUUUUAAAAACUCGAGGAGAAAAGCUCUUAAGAUAUCCCGCCCUUGUUGCCGUUGAUCUUUCUCCACCAAUGGCGGUUAGGGAAGGUGUAUCUUUGUUGCUUGAAAUUAUAGAGACAUAUGACAAUAUGAUGUUUCCUGCUUCAAGAAAGAAGCCUCCUUUUGAUCCUGUAAUAUCUGCUUUACUUGAUCCCAUUAUUCAGAUGUGUGAACAAGCUGCAGAUGCACACAAGUCAAAAGGCAGCUUCCAGUCGUCUAGGAAAAUCAGAACCAGUUCUGACCCUGGCCAAUUCACUAAAUCAUCUGUUGAUGCUAUUUUGACUCAUAGCAAUUCCAACUCAACCUCGGAUCAGCCCAGAGAAACCCAUUCGAAGAUAUUCCUGGUGAACUGUUUGUGCGCAAUUGAACAACCAAUAUUGGGAAGCGAAGCAGCAUCUGCAUACGUGAAGAAACUUGGAGCAAUGAUCGACAGUCAGAUACAUAGUCUGGUGAGAGAAGAGGUAGACGCGAUUCUGAGCAAAUGCGGGUUGUUAAACAAGAUGUCAUUCUUCAACAAUUCAUCUGACAAUACUGAUUCACCAUUAGCAGAGAUUGAGGAUACAUCACCAGCAUCACUUUCAGAAUGUCUUAAGGUUAUGUUCGGUCUUGUUUUGGGAAGUGAGAACUCAUUGCCAGAGUUUGAGCAAAUGCAGGUACCUAAGUUGAGGUCCGAGACUUCUGUCCAAGUAGCGAGGUCCCUAGCGGAAGCUUAUGAACUUAUUUAUAAGGCCAUAACAGAUCCUAGGAAUCAGUAUCCCGAUCCCAAGUCCCUAGCCAGGCAUCCCCCGGACCAGAUCAGGACCAUCUUAGGAAUUUGAUUUUUUUCAUUAAAGC